Messenger RNA from Galleria mellonella (greater wax moth), 4698 nucleotides. It is a transcript of the gene Tollo, whose product is annotated as toll-like receptor Tollo. Bases 315 to 4154 code for a protein of 1279 amino acids. Gene Ontology annotation, molecular function: protein binding. The transcript has a single exon. The record is from RefSeq and is a predicted model, not a curated record. NCBI's taxonomy places the organism in Eukaryota, Metazoa, Arthropoda, Insecta, Lepidoptera, Pyralidae. Gene Ontology annotation, biological process: signal transduction.
GAACGCGUGAACCGGCGCGGCCUUGUGCGCGAGCGCACCGCAGGUUCGAAUUGUAGUCAGUUCCACCCCAGACCGCUGCGCGAGCGUGCGUCGUUCCGUUCACACGGACGAGCAGUGGUAUCCGCACGAUCCUGUCCAAUUAGUGUUCUCGCGAGAAACGAGUUAAGUGGCCGGUUCAACUAGUGAAGUACUCGAGAUUUGCGGCAAUACAAAUGAACUAAUGUGCGUUGUCGGUGCGAUGUUUUCGUGCGAUUUUAGUGCAAGUUGACAGAAGAUAAAACUAUGUAAUAAGUGAAGUUAGUGAAUACAAAACAAUGUGUCCGGCGUGGUUAACAAGCACCUUUUUGGUGCUAAGUGCCACUUUAUCGGCUCUGUGUGCAUCAUUAUCGGCAACCACGGGAGCCCGAUAUCAAGCUCCCGAUGAAUGCCGAUGGACUACAGACGAUGAGGGUUCAGGAGUUGCCUUGCAAUGCAGAUUAAGAACUAUAAACAGUGAACUAGAAAAUACAAACUUUAGUGCAAUACAACCUCAUCUUACAGUAAGGUUGCGGCUGGAAUGCAGUGAUGCGCUAUUCUUUCAAAGCUCACUCUCCCCUGGUAGUUUUCGACAAUUAAUAGAACUACGAGAAUUAACAAUUGAAUACUGCAAAAUAGGCAAUCUUUCAGACGGCGCAUUCACGGGGUUACGCGAACUUAGAAAUUUAACGAUUAGAACGCAUAACACAGAUUGGUCUAGUAUGUCACUUGAAAUAACUUCAACCGCAUUCUCUAGAGAUGUGCAAAAUUUAGAAAGAUUGGAUCUAAGUGAAAACAAUAUGUUGGUGUUUCCCGAAGGAGCACUCUGUUCUUUAAGAAACCUGGAAUAUCUGAAUAUGACAGGAAAUAGAAUGAGGGAUAUAAGUCACUUUCAAUUCUCAUCUGCACAUCGUCACCCAACCGAGAAAUGUGGAGAUAAUUUAUUGGUGUUAGAUCUCUCUAGAAAUAUUAUUGAUACCUUACCACCAAAUUUAUUGUCUGGACUGAGAAGAUUGCAAAAAUUAUAUUUUCAGGGAAAUGGUUUAAAUUCUAUUGCAGAUAGAGCACUGGAAGGCCUUACUUCAUUAACAACUAUACGUUUUUCGGACAAUCAACUAACAAGCUUGCCUCCGGAACUAUUUAGUGAUACUAAAGACUUGAAAGAAAUAUAUUUAAAUAAUAAUACUAUCACAGUUUUAGCACCAGGUUUAUUUAGUGACUUAUUUCAACUUCUUGUUUUGGAUUUAUCGUGGAAUGAAUUAACUUCAGACUGGAUAAAUACCUCUACAUUUACUGGCCUAAAACGAUUAGUCUAUUUGGAUUUUUCACACAAUCGCGUAUCAAAAAUGGAAAUAGCAUUGUUCAGAGAUUUACAUAAUUUACAAAUAUUAAAAAUGCAAGAAAAUUUUAUUGAACAUAUUCCAGAAAACGUAUUCAGCUCGCUGAGCAAUUUACACACAUUAAUUUUAUCAAAUAAUAGAUUGACUACAAUUGAAAGUUAUGCAUUUAUGGGCUUGCAAGUACUGACUGUACUUUCUAUUGAUAGUAAUCGUAUUUCAAAGAUACAUCCACAUGCUCUACGUAACUGUUCUUCUUUACAAGAUCUGCAUAUAAAUGGAAAUAGACUUGAUGAAGUUCCCAUUGCAUUAAAAGAAAUUCCUCAAUUGAAAACUUUAGACUUAGGAGAAAACUUAAUUGUCAGCAUUGAAAAUGCAUCAUUUAUAGCAAUGCAACAAAUGUAUGGUUUGAGACUUACAGAAAAUAAUAUUGGAAAUAUAAGCAAAGGAGUCUUUGAUAAAAUGACUUCUUUAAAAAUUCUGAAUUUGUCUCGAAAUAAAAUUCAUAAAAUAGAAUCUGGCGCAUUUGAUUCUAACAUCAAUUUGCAAGCUAUACGUUUAGAUGGAAAUUAUUUAACAGAUAUUGGAGGAUUAUUUGCUAAGUUACCUAACUUGGUAUGGUUAAAUAUAUCAGAUAAUCGAUUAGGAUGGUUUGAUUAUGCUAUGAUUCCAACUGGAUUGCAGUGGCUUGACAUUCAUGCUAAUAGGAUUGCUGAACUUGGAAAUUACUUUGAAAUUGAAUCACAACUAUCUCUGAGUACGUUUGAUGCUAGUUCUAAUAGAUUAACGGAAAUAACAGGCAGUGCGAUACCAAAUUCUGUAGAAAUGUUAUAUUUAAAUGAUAAUUUAAUUUCAAAAGUCCAAUCGUAUACAUUUUUCAAGAAACCGAAUUUAACACGAGUAGACUUGUAUGGAAAUAAAAUAACAAGUCUAGAUCCGAAUUCUUUGAGAAUAUCUGCAGUACCACAAGAUAAAACAGUACCCGAAUUUUUCAUAGGUGGAAAUCCAUUGGAAUGUGACUGCACAAUGGAGUGGUUACAAAAAAUUAAUACAGGAAACAGAGCCAGAACACAACCAAAGCUAAUGGAUUUAGAUAGUAUAAAUUGCAAAUUACUUUAUAACCGUGGUAAUGCAUAUGUUGCUUUAGUAGAAGCCGCACCACAUCAGUUUUUAUGUAAAUAUGAAUUUCACUGUUUCGCACUAUGCCACUGUUGUGAUUUUGAUGCUUGUGAUUGUGAAAUGACAUGCCCAAAUAACUGCACUUGUUACCAUGAUCAGUCGUGGUCGGCCAAUGUUGUGGAGUGCUCUAAUGCUGGUUAUGUGAACAAUUUACCCGAAAGAAUACCAAUGGAGGCCACGCAACUGUACCUUGAUGGUAAUGAUAUUAAAAUGCUUCCAAGUCACGCAUUCAUCGGCAGAAAAAGACUGAAAAUACUAUACUUAAAUUCAUCAAACAUAGAAACAAUUCACAACAGAACAUUUAAUGGAUUAAAAGAACUCGAAAUACUUCACUUAGAUUACAAUAGUAUUGAACAGAUUGAAGGACAAGAAUUUAAUGGAUUAGAGAACUUACGUGAACUUUACAUAAAUCAUAAUAAAAUUAAAUACAUCGGGAAAGAAAUGUUUAACCACAUGUCACGUCUCAAAAUUUUACAUCUUCAUCAUAAUAGACUAGUUACGCUAUCAGUAUGGCAAAUUAAUAAUGCUAUAACUGAAAUAACUUUAUCCUAUAAUCCAUGGUCAUGUGAUUGUGAAUACACAGAAAUGUUCCGAGAGUGGGCAAAACGCGUCAGUUCUAUUACAGAUAUAUCAAAUCUUAGAUGCAUAUAUGCUAAAAGUAACAGCACAGAUAUUGCUAUAUAUAACGAGAGUAUGUUCAGUGAUUCAGGAUCCGGCUUUAAUAUUAUCAAUGAAAAUGGAACAAUAUGUACUGGUCUUCCAAAUAUAAAUAACAGCAUCAAUGGUAAUUUAACUGCAACUAAAACUAUAAUAAGAAAUGAUGAAAUACAAGAUUACAUACCUUUACUUGUUGCUACUCUAGGAGCAUUCUUAUUGGUGUCGUUUAUAAGCAUGAUUGUUUUCAUAUUCCGUCAAGAAAUGAGAGUGUGGUUCCAUUCUAAAUUUGGAGUGAGACUGUUCUACAGACCAAGUGACAUAGACUUAGAUGGUCGUGAAAAAAUGUUCGAUGCAUUCGUAAGUUACAGUUCUAAAGAUGAAGCAUGGGUUGCAGAGAAACUAGUACCGAUACUAGAGCGCGGUGAACCGUCAUAUAAACUGUGCUUACAUUAUCGCGACUUCCCCGUGGGUGGUUACGCUGCAGAGAACAUAAUGCAAGCCGUCGAAUCCUCGCGUCGUACAAUAAUGGUUCUCAGUGAAAAUUUCCUAAGAUCCGAGUGGUGUCAUUGUGAGUUCAAAUCUGCUCAUCAUCAAGUAUUGAGAGAUAGACGAAGAAGACUGAUAGUUGUAUUAUUAGGUGAUGUGCCUCAAAAAGAUCUCGAUCCAGAUAUAAGACUGUAUUUGAAGACCAAUACAUAUUUGCAUACGAGUGAUAAGUGGUUCUGGGAAAAGCUGAGAUUUGCUCUACCGGACGUGUCUAGUAAUCAACGGUGUCGUGAUGUACCCAGUCCAGUAUCUGGUGGUGGUGUUGCCAUGCACAGACAUCACCAUCCAAGAAACCAUCUGGGUGCGCUACCACCGCCACCGGUUCACGGUGCUCACCCUGUUUUACCACCACAUCCUUCCCACACUUCACAUCAAGUACCUCCUCGUGCAUCCCCUCGUACAAUGUCCGUCCACGUAUAGAUAAACAUAAAACAUAAUAAGUGUGCAGUAAAACUCUAAAAAAUAAUUCAGUGAAGUGAAAAACUAAACUCUUAUGAAAGUGUCUGUUCCGUUUGAAAUUGUGAUGGCUAGUCUCAUAACGUAUGUAUUGUAUAUAAACAAAUUAAUUAUAAAGGUAUAAGUAUGUAAAUAUUUAGAAUCUAAAUAAAUUCAUCGUCACUAAUUUCUUUUAAAUACAUAUGCAUUAAUGCUGUAUUUGAAUUCCAUUAAUUUGCCAAUAUAAUUUUGACAGAAACAUGUAUUUUAUAUAAUUCUAUUAUUGAUAUUAUAAAUUGUUGUAGGCCUAUAUGCAGGUCUGUUUUAGAGGCAAAAUUUGCCCUAUUUAAUAUUAAGGCAGUGUUGCCACUAUCUGUGAUAAAACUAGUACUAGUAAGCAUUGUGUAGUUUCCCAUCAAUGUAUAUUUUGUAUUUUAGUCUUAAGCGAAAGACAAUAUUUAUUGUAAAGAUUUUGAAAAGCUGACUGUGUCAAAAGUGAUAAUUGAAAAAUUAAAAAGUAUGAAAUUAA